Vicia faba (fava bean) is the source of this 432-nucleotide messenger RNA. The record is from the annotation of a GenBank genome assembly. Lineage: Eukaryota; Viridiplantae; Streptophyta; Magnoliopsida; Fabales; Fabaceae.
AUGGCCAUGUUAUCAUCAAAAGAGAAGAAAAACAGCAAGGAGAAUGGUGUAAUUAUCAGAUAUUACGUGGAAUUAGUGAAUAAUCGUUCGAAGAAGCAAACAAAGACGAAGGAAUAUGUUAGAAAUGAAUAUGAUCGUCGUGCUCAGCUUCUUGCUCAUUCUCGAUAUCUUAGAAAACCAGCGUCGGAAACAGUUUCAUUGCCGGUUAUUCAACCUAAAAGCAAGUUUAUAUCUUAUCAACCGGUUCGAAUCUGCUCUUGCUCCGCGUCAAUGGAGACUGUUCCGAGCUUAACUAUCCGGAGCAGAAAUGAACUCAAGGAGAAAAAAGAAGACAGACAAUCUGAGAAGAAAAAGUUCAAUGAAAAAUAUUCUCCCCUGAUUUUGGGGAAAAUGAACCACCUAUGGAAGCAGGUGUCAUGCAAAGGAAUAUAG